AUGCAGCCGUCAACAUGCCUUUAUAGGGGUGAAAAAUCUGAGAGUCAUUGUGAAAAGACUGUGUCUAUCACAGAUGCACGGGGAAGAUGUAGCGGGAUUCAGAAGAUUUAUGUCUGGCAGCCUGGAAAUGUCCGUUACUUGGGACAGUAUGUAGGCCGGGUUCAAGUAGCAAACAACACAGGAAAUGCAACUCUCUCCAUCUUCAACAUGCGGCCCUCAGACACUGGGCUUUAUAUGUGUUCGGUUUACAACUUCGAGGACGCUACCAACAAGCAAGAUGAAAAAUCAGUGUCGGUCAGCGUGUUAGUUCCUCCUUCAAAGCCGCUCUGCAAUUUUGGUUCAAGCCAUCAUCCUAAAGUUGAAAUUGGCCACUUGAUCACCUUAGCCUGCAUUUCGGAAACUGCUCUGCCAAAGCCAAUCUACAAGUGGUACAAAAUAACUGGAGAUAAACCGCAGCCUGUUACUGAAUCAUAUAAUCCUUACUCAGGGCGCCUGGUUCUAGGCAACCUGUCCCAGUUUGAAGAGGGUCAUUACCAGUGUACAGCUGUCAACUCUCUUGGGAACAGCUCCUGUCACAUCGACCUCACUACAAAACAUUCAGAAAGCGGCAUCAUUGUGGGAGCCAUAAUUGCGGCCAUUCUGGCUGCUGCCUUGAUUUGUAUCAUUGGUUGGAUUGUAAUCUCCAGAGAGAAGAAGAAGCGGAGAAAAGAGAAACCUGCAGCCAAGGAAAUGCAGCCUAUGGCUGCAAAGGCGGAAUAUGCUGUGGUGCCCAGCCAAGCCACCGUUCCCGUGGCUGCAGUCCCACCAAACAAGGAUCCUAAUGAGAAUGGAGAAUACGAGAGCCCGGAAGAAGCCCAGAUUGCCAUAUUGUCUGAAAAUGAGACACAGGAAAUGGGCCAUCAACCAGUUUCCUAA
Messenger RNA from Thamnophis elegans (Western terrestrial garter snake), 915 nucleotides. RefSeq names its product V-set and immunoglobulin domain containing 1 (gene VSIG1). Lineage: Eukaryota; Metazoa; Chordata; Lepidosauria; Squamata; Natricidae. Gene Ontology annotation, cellular component: plasma membrane. The record is from RefSeq and is a predicted model, not a curated record. The transcript has 6 exons. Gene Ontology annotation, biological process: epithelial cell morphogenesis; maintenance of gastrointestinal epithelium. Bases 1 to 915 code for a protein of 304 amino acids.